Ilyonectria robusta is the source of this 786-nucleotide messenger RNA. RefSeq lists its product as uncharacterized. The coding region runs from base 1 to 786 and encodes 261 amino acids. NCBI's taxonomy places the organism in Eukaryota, Fungi, Ascomycota, Sordariomycetes, Hypocreales, Nectriaceae. The transcript has a single exon. The record is from RefSeq and is a predicted model, not a curated record.
AUGUCCGAUCUUGAAAAGAAAGCCCACAUCAACAACCAAACUCUAAACUACGUUGAUAGUGCAGGGGAUAUUGUCAUGUCAGGAGGUGAUGGCGCGCACAAAAGUGUCACGCAACGUCAACGUCAAAGCAGUCACCCUAUGGCCUCCUUCACUCCGAGAACCACCAGCCCUCUCGCCGGCCCCCCACAGGGCCGUGCAAUGCCUGCAAUGGAUAUUAAACGGGGAUUGCUUGCGCCUUCAUCAAUGGCAGCCUUGGUAGAAAAGGAACGCCUGGAGAAGUUGCAAUUGGCCAAUGAAGCUGCGUAUUGGAAGGAGAAAGCGAUGAACCUUGAAAGGCGAGUGGAGUUGCAAAAAGAGCAGUUUGACAUGCACUUGGCGAGAUCUACGAUGGAAAAUGAAUGCCGCAAGGGAGAGUAUGAGAAGAAACUGAAUGAACAUGCAACGAAGACGAAUAUGUUAGAGUUGCGAAAGGCUCAAGCGGAAGGAGAACUUGCAAAACUACAAACUGACGGCGCUAAUGCUCGCAAGGGUCGCGAGGCCGACAUCAUCAGAGCACGCAGUGAGCUCAAGUUCGUCCAAGAAAUGUGCGACUUCGUCAAGAGAGAGUGCGAGAACCUGGCGGCGUAUGCACUGUUCAUCAACGAGAAUUCCUCUCUUCGGGAACCUGUCAAGAGAACCCCUCCGGAGCACACCAAGGCGCGAGUUGCGAUUAAAGAGGCUCUUUAUAUCAUGAUGAAUGAGGUCGUUGCGAACAAUGCCAAUGGCGCUGGCCCUGUUAAAAAGUAG